UCCUCUCUCAGUUCAUCUCCCUUGACCGGACAGUGCACUCGUCCCUCCCUCGUUCUGACCCAAGCAGCAUCAUGGCUGCUGUGAUUUUUUUCACCCUGAUCUAUAUAGUGUGUGGGAUCUGGAGGCCGACUGUAGCUUCGUAUUACAAGGAGUGUGCCGCAGACCAGGCAGGCGAGGUGAUCAACGGACGCAUCGAGUGUAUGUUCACUGGUUGUAGACUCAAAUGCAAUUCCGGAUAUAAGCUUCAAGGCAAAAGGAAGAUUUACCUCACGUGCAACCAGGAGACGGGGCAAUUUAUGCACGACGGCCAACCUUGGCGUCAGUCCGCUCCCAGCUGUGUCCCUAACUGCAAAAAGGGGUGCCAGAAUGGGGGCACUUGCAUAGCCCCAAGCCAGUGCCAGUGUAACCUUGGCUACAAGGGCAAGUACUGCGAGGUGAAAGAGUGCCCUGAGCCUUCGUUCCCGGACGCACAGGCUAGUUUUACCCGCACUGACGACGAACUGCAUGUGGAGUGCCACGAAGGAUACGUUCUUCCCCCAGGCACGGUACUUGGAGGAGUGACACUCUGCAGGGACGGUGCCUGGGACCUCCCGGACGACUUCAGGUGUCAGCCUACUUGCAUAGAUGGGUGCCAGAACGGUGGCACUUGCAUAGCUCCGAGCCAGUGCCAGUGUAGCCCUGGGUACAAGGGCAAGAACUGCGAGACGAGAGAGUGCCCUGAGCCUUCAUUCCCGGACGCACAGGCUACCUUUGCACGCACUGACGACGACGGACUGCGAGUGGAGUGCCACGAAGGAUACGUUCUUCCCCCGGGCACGACGUCUGGAGGAGUGGCAUCCUGCAAGGACGGUGCCUGGGACCUCCCGGUCGAUUUCAGGUGUCAGCCUAACUGCAUAAAUGGGUGCCAGAAUGGAGGCACUUGCAUAGCUCCAAGCCAGUGCCAGUGUAGCCCUGGGUACAAGGGCAAGAACUGCGAGGAGAGAGAGUGCCCUGAGCCUUCAUUCCCGGACGCACAGGCUACCUUUGCACGCACUGACGACGACGGACUGCGAGUGGAGUGCCACGAAGGAUACGUUCUUCCCCCUGGCACGGCGCCUGGAGGAGUGGCACUCUGCAAGGACGGUGCCUGGGACCUCCCGGACGACUUCAGGUGUCAGCCUAACUGCAUAAAUGGGUGCCAAAAUGGAGGCACUUGCAUAGCUCCGAGCCAUUGCCAGUGUAGCCCUGGGUACAAGGGCAAGAACUGCGAGGCGAGAGAGUGCCCUGAGCCUUCAUUCCCGGACGCACAGGCUACCUUUGCACGCACUGACGACGACGGACUGCGAGUGGAGUGCCACGAAGGAUACGUUCUUCCCCCUGGCACGGCGCCUGGAGGAGUGGCACUCUGCAAGGACGGUGCCUGGGACCUCCCGGACGACUUCAGGUGUCAGCCAAACUGCAUAAAAGGGUGCCAGAAUGGGGGCACUUGCAUAGCUCCGAGCCAGUGCCAGUGUAGCCCUGGGUACAUGGGCAAGAACUGCGAGGCGAGAGAGUGCCCUGAGCCUUCAUUCCCGGACGCACAGGCUAGCUUUAACCGCACUGACAACGAACUGCAAGUGAAGUGCCACGAAGGAUACGUUCUUCCCUCAGGCACAGUGCCCGGAGGAGUGGCACCCUGCAAGGACGGUGCCUGGGACAUCCCGGAUCACUUCAGGUGUCAACCUACCUGUGUAAAUGGGUGCGAAAAUGAAGGCACUUGCAUAGCUCCAAACCAGUGCCAGUGUAGCCCUGGGUACAAGGGCAAGAACUGCGAGGAGAGAGAGUGCCCUGAGCCUUCAUUCCCGGACGCACAGGCUACCUUUGCACGCACUGACGACGACGGACUGCGAGUGGAGUGCCACGAAGGAUACGUUCUUCCCCCUGGCACGGCGCCUGGAGGAGUGGCACUCUGCAAGGACGGUGCCUGGGACCUCCCGGACGACUUCAGGUGUCAGCUAAAAGCUUCAUAUGAACAUGAUUAUGACUGUUAUAGUAAUACUCUCCCAAGAUUAUUACACAUAAAGAUGACGGACACUGUCAAGAAAACUAUCAUUCAGGUCUCAUUCUGUCACUCAGCUAUCUGUGUAAAUGGGUGCCAAAAUGGAGGCACUUGCAUAGCUCCAAGCCAGUGCCAGUGUAGCCCUGGGUACAAGGGCAAGAACUGCGAGGAGAGAGAGUGCCCUGAGCCUUCAUUCCCGGACGCACAGGCUACCUUUGCACGCACUGACGACGACGGACUGCGAGUGGAGUGCCACGAAGGAUACGUUCUUCCCCCUGGCACGGCGCCUGGAGGAGUGGCACUCUGCAAGGACGGUGCCUGGGACCUCCCGGACGAAUUCAGGUGUCAGUCAAACUGCAUAAAAGGGUGCCAGAAUGGGGGCACUUGCAUAGCUCCGAGCCAGUGCCAGUGUAGCCCUGGGUACAUGGGCAAGAACUGCGAGGCGAGAGAGUGCCCUGAGCCUUCAUUCCCGGACGCACAGGCUAGCUUUAACCGCACUGACAACGAACUGCAAGUGAAGUGCCACGAAGGAUACGUUCUUCCCUCAGGCACAGUGCCUGGAGGAGUGGCACUCUGCAGGGACGGUGCUUGGGAUCUCCCAGACGACUUCAGGUGUCAGCCUAACUGCUUAAAUGGGUGCCAAAAUGGAGGCACUUGCAUAGCUCCGAGCCAGUGCCAGUGUAGCCCUGGGUACAAGGGCAAGAACUGCGAGGCGAGAGAGUGCCCUGAGCCUUCAUUCCCGGACGCACAGGCUACCUUUACACGCACUGACGACGACGGACUGCGAGUGGAGUGCCACGAAGGAUACGUUCUUCCCUCGGGCACGGCGUCUGGAGAAGUGGCGCUCUGCAAGGACGGUGCCUGGGACCUCCCGGACGACUUCAGGUGUCGGCCUUCCUGUGGGCGCCCGGGCUGUCAGAAUGGCGGACGAUGCGUGGCACCGAACCAGUGCCAGUGUGAAGACCAGUUCACGGGCGAACACUGCCAGGUGCGACGUUGUGAAGAGCCCCAGGUCAGGGCCAUCAGUGCCAAUCUGACAGUUAAUGAGACGCACCUAACGGCAGAGUGCGAACCCGGGCAUGCGUUUCCACACGGUGGCACUGUGGCAACGCUGCAUUGCCAGGACGGAGAGUGGCACUCUGAAGAGCGGGUCGUCGCUGCCAACAGCACUCUGGAGUGUACCCCUCAGGAAACGCCGUGUUAUUACCCGUCAAAGACCUUCAACAACACGAUCAUGGAAGGGGAUCUCUUCAGCCACUCGCUGAGGUGUCCGCGAGGGUUCCGGAUGAAGGACGGCAGGGACGGCGUCGCCCUCGUGUGCCUCGAGGCCGAGUGGAUCGUUCGGGGGGAGGGCCCGAUGGCGGACAUCGACCUCAACUGCUAUCCCGUGUGAGGAGAGGCGAGGGCGGGCCGGCGGGGACCAGGGCGUCUGCCUCGUGCGAGGGGCCGCGCAAGGACCGGAGGCGAAUGCAAUGGCUUCCAGUUGCUGGGAGACAAAGAUGUUGCUCGAUAUGUUUUUUGUAGUUAAUACAUUUAUCUGAUGUGCAUGUAUAUAUGCACACAUACAUACAUACAUACAUAUACAUAUAUA
Messenger RNA from Penaeus indicus, 3608 nucleotides. Its product is annotated as multiple epidermal growth factor-like domains protein 10. Gene Ontology annotation, biological process: anatomical structure development. The transcript is spliced from 18 exons. Bases 72 to 3410 code for a protein of 1112 amino acids. Gene Ontology annotation, cellular component: cell surface; extracellular region. NCBI's taxonomy places the organism in Eukaryota, Metazoa, Arthropoda, Malacostraca, Decapoda, Penaeidae. The record is from RefSeq and is a predicted model, not a curated record. Gene Ontology annotation, molecular function: signaling receptor binding.